Messenger RNA from Schistocerca gregaria, 1998 nucleotides. RefSeq names its product BTB/POZ domain-containing protein KCTD9-like. Gene Ontology annotation, biological process: protein homooligomerization; intracellular signal transduction. The record is from RefSeq and is a predicted model, not a curated record. NCBI's taxonomy places the organism in Eukaryota, Metazoa, Arthropoda, Insecta, Orthoptera, Acrididae. Gene Ontology annotation, molecular function: protein binding.
CCGCUUGGAGCGCUAGUAUCGUCCCAGAUGUCUAACGACAACAAUUUACGUAUGACAGACUAUCGUGACUAGGUUCUGGCGGAUCUCUCUGUAGUCGCGAUAUGUAUGAUCUUUGCAAGCAUUUAUGCCGAGAAAUUUGACAAGUACAGUUACAAAAAUUUGUCGAUAGAAAAGCAUGAAGAGAGUAAUAUUGUUCAAAAACGGAACAGAUGUAGACGGAAAGGUAUUUUUAGUGACACAUUCGCUGGACGAACUGCUGACAGCAGCGAGCCAGAAAUUUGGAUUUACAGCUAAACGAUUGUUCACAUCUCAGGGUGGCGAAAUUGAUGAUCUUAAGCUUAUUAGAGACGAUGAUGUAUUAUACGUUUCUGGGGAAGGUUUUAUUCCUGUGAAACCAGCCACUACUUCAGCAACAAGUUAGGUCGUACCUGUUAGUUCUGGAACUGAAACGCCGUCAUGCAGCAAAUCAAACACAGAGUGGGUGACAUUAAUUGUAGGCGGAAAAUACUUCACCACGUCAAGGAGCACAUUGGUAACAAAGGAACCCAUGAGCAUGCUAGCAAGAAUGUUUGCAGAAGGGGACAAUGGAUUUUUAAUGACUCCUAACAAUGUUGACAAAAAUGGUGCUUAUCUUAUUGAUAGAAGUCCAACAUAUUUUGAACCACUUCUCAACUAUCUGCGAAAUGGUCAACUAAGUUUUGAUACUAAUGUGAAUCCAGAAGGAAUAUUGGAGGAGGCACGCUUCUUUGGCAUUGAAUCAUUGAUUCCUCAGUUGGAAUCAUUAAUACAAGCUGGUCAACGUUCUAGAGAUAAUGCUCCUCUUACUCGGCGUGAUGUUGUUAAUGCCAUCAUUGUCACACCAUUCACCGCUGAACUGCGUUUCCAGGGGGUUAAUUUAGCUGGUGCAGACUUAUCCCGCUUAGAUUUACGCUACAUCAAUUUCAAGUAUGCAUGCCUCCAUGGCUGUCGGAUGCUGGGUGCAAAUUUGAGCCGGUGUAGCAUGGAGAGGGCAGACCUCAGCCAUGCUCAGUUAGAUGGUGCUCAGUUGCUUGGUGUCAAAAUGCUGUGUGCCCAUUUGGAGGGAACAAGUCUUCGUGGAUGUAAUUUUGAGGACCCUGCUGGAAGCAGAGCCAACAUGGAGGGAGUCAAUCUAAAAGGAGCCAUCCUAGAGGGUAGUAAUAUGGCUGGUGUAAACCUGAGAGUGGCCACCUUAAAAAAUGCCAAUCUACAAAACUGUGACUUGCGAGCUGCUGUGCUAGCCGGAGCUGAUCUAGAGAACUGUGACCUCUCUGGAAGUGAUCUCCAUGAAGCUAAUUUGCGGGGAGCAAAUUUGAAGGAUGCAGCCUUUGAGCUUAUGUUAACACCAUUACAUUUGUCACAAACUAUACGCUAGGCCAUCACUGUGCUGCUAUUGUAGUGGAAACGUGUGCAGUCAGUUGUAUAAUAUGAUUACUUUUCCAGAGGCAUGAGCAACUUUGUUAAGUUUUUUUGUAUAAUUGUAUAGUUGUAUAUUUGUUGAAAGAUGUUAAUGGAUGGUGUACAUUUACUUUUGAAAUCGCAACCUUUGUACAGCAGAAACAUUUUAAUGUUAUCACUGGAGAUAUUUAUUUGUAAAUAUUUUAGUAUCUAGUGGCCUCAGAGUGAAAGAAAAUUGUACAGUGUAAAUGUAAUGCAAAGUAUGCAUUAUGAAGGAAGUGUCACCAAAUUUUGUUACCAUUUUUUUUUACAACUAGCUGCAAAUGCAUUAUUAAAUAGUACAAGCUGAUAUAUAAUAUUAUUUUUAGAGUCUGAAUAUACAAGGAAUUUGAUUUCUUGUUAUAUACUGGAACAUGUGUUCAAAUAUAAUGCUAAUAGGAGCAUGAUCUCAUUAUGUAAGAAGCAUAUACAAAGCUGCAGUUACUUAUAGUUAAUUCUUCCCUAUCUAAUGUGAUAGUUUUGCGGGUCUGAUUAUACUGGUGGCUGUGAAUAAGUGACACAAUUAUGGUAUCUUAAUAAUAC